This is a messenger RNA of Hippopotamus amphibius kiboko, 1602 nucleotides long. It is a transcript of the gene RFNG, whose product is annotated as RFNG O-fucosylpeptide 3-beta-N-acetylglucosaminyltransferase. Gene Ontology annotation, biological process: pattern specification process; regulation of Notch signaling pathway. Gene Ontology annotation, molecular function: O-fucosylpeptide 3-beta-N-acetylglucosaminyltransferase activity. The record is from RefSeq and is a predicted model, not a curated record. Bases 373 to 1371 code for a protein of 332 amino acids. Gene Ontology annotation, cellular component: Golgi membrane. The transcript has 9 exons. Lineage: Eukaryota; Metazoa; Chordata; Mammalia; Artiodactyla; Hippopotamidae.
CCCUGACACAGAGCUGGCUGGCUGCUGAAGGAGAGAGAGCGUUAGCGCGCCGGGCCUGCCGGGCUGCCGGGGCCGACGGGCGGGACGCUGCGGCCGGAGCCCGGGCGCGGGGAGGACGCCGCGCGGGGGGGCGCGCACGGCCGGCCCCGCUCCGGCCCGGCGGCGGGGGCGCGGAGGGACCGCCGGCCGCGGCUCGUUACCUGCAAGUUAAACACCUGAACCGGCAGCGGCAUCUUCGCCCACCCCGCCGCGGCGCGCCGUCCACUUCCGGGGCAGUGCGCCCACUGCUUCCGGGCCGCGGCGUAGGCGGGGCGGCUCUUAAAGGGCCCGCGGCGCGCCUGGCCGGGCGGUGCCCGCGGGUCCCGCGGCCGCAUGAGCCGCGCGCGGGGGGCGCUGUGCCGGGCUUGCCUCGCCCUGGCUGCGGCCCUGGCCGCGCUGCUGCUGCUGCCGCUGCCUCUCCCCCGCGCGCCCGAGCCGGCCCCGACCCCCGGCCCCGGCCUGCGCGCGCCCCCUGCCCGCCCCGCCACCGCCUCCCGCCUGCGGCCCGACGACGUCUUCAUCGCGGUCAAGACCACCCGGAAGAACCAUGGGCCGCGCCUGGGGCUGCUGUUACGCACCUGGAUCUCCCAGGCCCGACGACAGACAUUCAUCUUUACGGACGGGGACGACCCUGAGCUACAGCUUCAAGGAGGCAGCCACGUCGUCAACACCAACUGCUCGGCCAUGCACACCCGCCAGGCUCUGUGCUGCAAGAUGUCAGUGGAAUACGACAAGUUCAUCGAGUCCGGACGCAAGUGGUUCUGCCACGUGGACGAUGACAACUACGUGAACCCCAGAGGCCUGCUCCAGCUGCUGGCCGCCUUCUCGCCCAGCCGGGACAUCUACCUGGGCCGGCCCAGCCUAGACCACCCCAUCGAGGCUGCCGAGAGGGUCCAGGGAGGUGGAACCGUGACCACAGUCAAGUUCUGGUUUGCUACCGGCGGGGCCGGGUUCUGCCUGAGUAGAGGCCUUGCCCUCAAGAUGAGCCCGUGGGCCAGCCUGGGCAGCUUCAUGAGCACAGCUGAGCGGGUGCGGCUGCCGGACGACUGCACAGUGGGCUACAUCGUGGAGGGGCUGCUGGGUGCUCGCCUGCUGCACAGCUCGCUGUUCCACUCCCACCUGGAGAACCUACAGAGGCUGCCGCCCGACACCCUGCUCCAGCAGGUCACCCUGAGCUACGGGGGUCCUGAGAACCCACAUAACGUGGUGAAUGUGGCCGGAGGCUUCAGCCUGCAGCAGGACCCCACACGGUUUAAGUCCGUCCACUGCCUUCUCUACCCGGACACGGACUGGUGUCCUGUGCAGGAGCAGGAUGACCUCGCCCCUCGGUGACUCUCGACCCAAAUGUGCCUGUAGCUCUGCCCCAGGUGCAAUCCAUGAAACAGCAAGAGCCUUUUGUCUGGGGCUCCAUCCGCAGUGAGACAUCCCCAUCCCACCAGCUGACCCACCUUGGCCUUGACAGUGCCUUUCCGUGGGAGGAGGAAACAGAACAAGGGGAGCCAGCACCUGCCUUCUGGUCUCUCACUCUGCUGUUGUGACAAGUGAAUAAAGGCUUGACUGUUA